Molecule: messenger RNA, 3766 nt
Organism: Lynx canadensis (Canada lynx)
Lineage: Eukaryota; Metazoa; Chordata; Mammalia; Carnivora; Felidae
Gene: TYW2
Product: tRNA methyltransferase 12 homolog
Exons: 2
Coding region: 16-1569 (517 amino acids)
Biological process (GO): tRNA methylation
Cellular component (GO): cytoplasm
Molecular function (GO): tRNA methyltransferase activity
Source: RefSeq, a predicted model, not a curated record
AAACCGAAGCAAGCAAUGGUCAACCACAACAAAGAUGGCGGCAGCAACGUCUCCACGGCAACGGCGACGCAUUUGUCCGCAAGCGCACCAACUUUUGUUCCGGCCUGCCAUUUUGACGUCACUUCCGGCUCCGGCGGGCGGUGUGCGCGCAGCUCUUCCUGUUGCUGUUGUGGUGGAGAUCCCGGUCCUGGUGAGUGGAGUCUGAGUGAGUCUCGCGGAGGGACUCGGAGAGAAUGGGGCACCAGCAGCAUGGAAAGGGAAGGUGGGAAGAACGCGGCUGUUGUCGCAGUUGUGACUGAGCCUCGGUUUACCCAGCGAUACAGGGAAUAUCUCGAGAAGCAGAAACUCUUGGAUAGACAGCACCGUGUGGCAAAGAUGCCGGAUGGCACCGUGGCGCUACCCGUGCUGGGCGAGGCUCUCCGUGAACAGCACCUGCGGGAGCUGAGGAAUUGUGUGGCCCCAGGCAGCACCUGUAUAGUAACCCAGCUCCUGGAUCCUGUUCCCUCCAAGAAGGCUCAGAGUUGUUCACCUGCCCAAAGGCUGUGUCUUGAAGUGAGUCGCUGGGUAGAGGGCCGGGGAGUGACGUGGUCAGCUGAGUUGGAGGCUGAUUUGCCCCGAUCUUGGCAACGACAUGGUAACCUCUUGUUGCUGAGUGAAGACUGUUUCCAAGCCAAGCAGUGGAAAAAUCUGGAACCAGAACUCUGGGAGACUGUUGCGUCGGCCCUUGGCGUCCGUCGUGUGGCCAAACGAGGGCGGGUAUCACCAGACGGCACUCGAACACCAGCCGUGACUCUGCUGCUGGGCGACCAUGGCUGGGUAGAGCAUGUCGAUAAUGGGAUCCGAUAUAAGUUUGACGUGACCCAGUGCAUGUUCUCCUUCGGAAACAUCACGGAGAAGCUUCGAGUGGCAUCGCUGCCCUGUGCCAGAGAGGUGCUGGUGGAUCUCUACGCAGGGAUUGGCUAUUUUACGUUGCCCUUCCUGGUCCAUGCUGGUGCUGCCUUCGUCCACGCCUGUGAGUGGAACCCCCAUGCUGUAGUUGCCCUGAGAACUAAUCUUGAGAUCAAUGGAGUGGCGGAUCGGUGCCAAAUACACUUUGGGGAUAACAGAAAACUGAAGCUCUCAAACAUUGCAGACAGGGUGAACCUGGGGCUGAUUCCCAGCUCUGAAGAAGGCUGGCCCAUUGCCUGCCAGGUGCUAAAACAGGCUGCUGGGGGCGUUUUGCAUAUCCACCAAAAUGUGGAAUCUUUCCCAGGGAAGAAUCUCCAGCCUCUUGGAAGCAGUGAAAUGGAGAAGGAGCAUUGGCCUUAUCCUCAGCAAAUUAUCACCAACCAAGGGACAAAUGGAGCUACCGGGGAUUCUAGGAGAAAAACACUGCCAGCAGCCACCAAGCCAGAGUGGCAGAGAUGGGCAGAAUCUGCAGAAACUCGUAUUGCCACCCUUCUUCGGCAGGUGCACGGGAAACCAUGGAAGACACAAAUCCUGCACAUCCAACCAGUGAAAUCCUACGCUCCCCAUGUGGACCACAUAGUCUUGGAUCUGGAAUGCCGCCCCUGCCCUCUAGUUGGCUAGAGAAGGUGGAUCCUGAGACCCAAGGAUCUACAUGUAUAUUUGUAUCCAGUAUUGUUCUGAUCUUGUCACAACGAUCACUUUUCAAGUUUUACAUGUACAGUUCGGCCUUUCUAUUAGCUGCAACUUCAGUGUUGGUAAAUUAUUAUGCUUCUUUGCACAUUGACUUCUAUGGUGCCUACAACACAUCAGCUUUUGGAAUUGAGCUGCUUCCUCGCAAAGGGCCCUCACUAUGGAUGGCACUCAUCGUUCUCCAGCUGACCUUGGGCAUUGGAUAUAUUACACUACUGCAGAUCCAUUCCAUCUAUUCACAGUUAAUUAUUUUGGAUCUCUUAGUUCCUGUAAUAGGCCUGAUCACAGAGCUGCCAUUACACAUCCGAGAGACUUUAGUUUUUACUUCUUCCUUGAUUCUCACGUUAAACACAGUGCUUGUCUUGGUAGUGAAACUUAAGUGGUUUUAUUAUUCUACACGAUAUGUUUAUCUUUUAGUGAGGCACAUGUAUCGAAUUUAUGGAUUACAGUUAUUAAUGGAGGACACAUGGAAGAGGAUUCGUUUUCCAGAUAUACUGAGAGUCUUCUGGCUAACAAGAAUUACAGCUCAGGCUACGGUGUUGAUGUACAUCUUAAGGAUGGCAAAUGAAACUGAUUCCUUCUUUAUUUCUUGGGAUGAUUUCUGGGACCUCAUUUGCAAUCUUAUAAUUAGUGGAUGUGAUUCUACACUAACUGUACUGGGCAUGAGUGCUGUAAUUUCCUCAGUAGCCCAUUAUUUGGGCCUUGGAAUAUUGGCUUUUAUCGGAUCCACUGAAGAGGAUGACAGGCGACUUGGCUUCGUAGCACCUGUUUUAUUUUUUAUUUUGGCUCUUCAGACUGGUUUAAGUGGGCUAAGACCAGAAGAGAGACUUAUUCGCUUAAGUAGAAACAUGUGCCUUUUAUUAACUGCAGUCCUGCAUUUCAUCCAUGGGAUGACAGACCCUGUAUUAAUGUCUCUCAGUGCCUCUCAUGUGUCAUCUUUUCGUAGACAUUUUCCUGUGCUCUUUGUCUCAGCUUGCCUGUUUGUUCUUCCCGUUUUACUCAGUUACGUGCUUUGGCAUCACUAUGCGCUAAAUACGUGGUUGUUUGCAGUUACGGCCUUUUGUGUGGAACUCUGCUUAAAAGUAAUUGUUUCUCUCACUGUUUAUACAUUAUUCAUGAUUGACGGCUACUAUAAUGUCCUUUGGGAAAAGCUUGAUGAUUAUGUGUACUAUGUUCGUUCAACAGGCAAUAUUAUUGAAUUUAUAUUUGGAGUAGUGAUGUUUGGAAAUGGGGCUUACACGAUGAUGUUUGAGUCAGGAAGUAAAAUUCGGGCUUGUAUGAUGUGUCUACAUGCAUAUUUUAACAUCUACCUACAAGCAAAAAAUGGCUGGAAGACAUUCAUGAAUCGUAGGACUGCUGUUAAGAAAAUUAAUUCACUUCCUGAAAUAAAAGGGAGCCGCUUACAAGAGAUAGAUGAUGUAUGUGCAAUCUGCUAUCAUGAGUUUACGACCUCUGCUCGCAUCACGCCAUGUAAUCAUUAUUUCCAUGCACUUUGCCUUCGGAAAUGGCUGUACAUUCAAGAUACUUGUCCAAUGUGCCAUCAAAAAGUGUACAUCGAAGAUGACAUUAAGGAUAACUCAAAUGUAUCUAACAACAAUGGAUUUAUUGCACCGAAUGAAAAUCCAGAGGAAGCUAUAAGGGAAGCUGCUGCUGAAUCUGACAGGGAAUUGAACGAAGAGGACAGUACAGAUUGUGAUGAUGAUGUUCAAAGAGAAAGAAAUGGAGUGAUUCAGCAACACACAGGCCCUGCGGCUGACGAGUUUAUUAAUGAUGAUACUGACUGAUUAAAAUAGCAUUUGCUAAUCAUUGAGGUAUUUGUUUAAAAUUCAGUUCAUCCAAAAUGGAGUAAUAUGCUUCACUUCAGUGUGUAACCAAGCACAAAAACAGUAUCCAUGUUGAAUCUGUGAAUGGUUUUCCGUUUACUGUGAUGUGCUACUGUAAAUAUACCUCUUUAAUUACUUCUGGUCUCUUUGGUGACCUAUUUAAAUUUGUGUACAUUGUUGUACAUAGAAUAAAAUGUUUUCACGUUUUUAUGACAAAAUUUGAACAACUAGCUUUUUAAUAGAUGUAAUGAUAAUACAGUGCAUCAACUGUGCCAAAGAUUCCUCAAUGAAAGCAUAUGAAAGUA